Molecule: messenger RNA, 855 nt
Organism: Staurois parvus
Lineage: Eukaryota; Metazoa; Chordata; Amphibia; Anura; Ranidae
Source: the annotation of a GenBank genome assembly
CUCUGCCAGUCCCUCCACUGGCCUCCAUUCACUGUCCUCCACCCCUCUCUGCAAUCCCUCCACUGGCCUCCAUUCACUGUCCUCCACCCCUCUCUGCCAAUCCCUCCAUUGGCCCCCAUUCAGUGUCCUCCACCCCUCUCUGCCAAUCCCUCCACUGGCCUCCAUUCACUGUCCUCCACCCCUCUCUGCCAAUCCCUCCACUGGCCUCCAUUCAGUGCCCUCCACCCUUCUCUGCCAAUCCCUCCACUGGCCUCCAUUCAUGUCCUCCAUCCCCCUCUGCCAAUCCCUCCACUGGCCUCCAUUCAGUGUCCUCCACCCCUCUCUGCCAAUCCCUCCACUGGCCUCCAUUCAGUGUCCUCCAAUCCUCUCUGCCAAUCCCUCCACUGGCCUCCAUUCACUGUCCUCCACCCCUCUCUGCCAAUCCCUCCACUAGCCUCCAUUCAGUGUCCUCCAUCCCCCUCUGCCAAUCCCUCCACUGGCCUCCAUUCAGUGUCCUCCACCCCUCUCUGCCAAUCCCUCCACUGGCCUCCAUUCAGUGUCCUCCAAUCCUCUCUGCCAAUCCCUCCACUGGCCUCCAUUCAGUGUCCUCCAAUCCUCUCUGCCAAUCCCUCCACUGGCCUCCAUUCAGUGUCCUCCACCCCUCUCUGCCAAUCCCUCCACUGGCCUCCAUUCAGUGUCCUCCACCCCCUCUCUGCCAAUCCCUCCACUGGCCUCCAUUCACUGUCCUCCACCCCCCUCUGCCAAUCCCUCCACUGGCCUCCACUCAGUGUCCUCCACCCCUCUCUGCCAAUCCCUCCACUGGCCUCCAUUCAAUGUCCUCCACCUCUCUCUGCCAAUCCCUCCACUGGCCUCCAU